Messenger RNA from Yarrowia lipolytica CLIB122, 1020 nucleotides. RefSeq lists its product as uncharacterized. NCBI's taxonomy places the organism in Eukaryota, Fungi, Ascomycota, Dipodascomycetes, Dipodascales. The record is from RefSeq and is a predicted model, not a curated record. Gene Ontology annotation, molecular function: 3'(2'),5'-bisphosphate nucleotidase activity. Gene Ontology annotation, biological process: phosphatidylinositol phosphate biosynthetic process; sulfate assimilation.
AUGAGCCAAUAUUCCGCCGAACUCAAGGUCGCCAAGGACGCUGUGCGACGAGCCAGUGCUCUGGCUGCUUCAAUCGCUUCCACCAUCGCCACAGACACAUCUGGACAGGUGACCAAAAGCGACACUAGUCCUGUGACUGUUGCGGACUACGGAGCCCAGGCUAUCAUCAUUGGAACCAUCAAGAAGGCCUUCCCCAGUGAUCCCGUGGUUGGAGAGGAGGACGCCGACGUGCUUCGAAAGGACGAGGGUCUACGAACCAAGGUGUGGGAUCUGGUCAAAGGCCAUCGAAGCUCCUCCGCCGACGCCCUCGACGACACAAACGCUAUGCUCGACGCCAUUGACUGGGGCAAGUACGAGGGAGGCAACACUGGCCGAAUGUGGGCUCUUGAUCCCAUUGAUGGUACCAAGGGAUUCCUUCGAGGAGGUCAGUAUGCCGUUUGUCUUGCUCUGAUUGUUGAUGGCCAUGUCAAGGUCGGUGUCAUUGGAUGUCCCAAUUUGAGCACGAUCCCCACUCAGGUUGCCACUCAGGAAAAAAAAGAUCUGGGUGUUCUUGCUAGCGCCAUCAAGGACCAAGGAGCUUUCAUUGAGCCCCUCAGUGGGGAGUCAGACCCCUCUCCCAUCCACUUCCGACACCUCCACAACACUGCCGAAGCUACCUUCUGCGAGUCUGUCGAGGCCGGCCACUCUUCCCAUUCCGAUCAGGCACAGAUCGCCCAGAAGCUCGGCAUCACAAAGGAGGGCGUUCGAAUGGAUUCCCAGGCAAAGUACGUGGCUGUGUCGCGAGGACAGGCCGACAUCUAUCUCCGACUGCCUGUCAGCGCCACCUACCAGGAGAAGAUCUGGGACCAUGCCAGUGGAAACAUUCUUGUUACCGAGGCCGGAGGAACCGUCACCGACAAGGACGGCAACGCUCUCAACUUUGGCGUGGGCCGAACCCUCAAGGAGAACAAGGGCGUGAUUGUGGCCGAAAAGUCCAUCUUCCCUAAGGUGCUGGAGGCUGUCAAGCAGGUUCUUGGUUGA